AUGGAUGGUCUGGAUGAGUUAUGCGGUGCUCUAGGUAUUCGUGAUGAACAACUCGAGCCGGCACUAGGUAUGGACGGAAUUGACGAAACUGUCGCAAUGAUUGAGGCGGAGAGGUUCCUGGAGAGGGCUGUUCCAAAGGACUUCAUGCCCUCUAUCCCCUUCUCGGCAAGUCAAAUUCGCGCCGGUGCCUCGAACGAAAAUUCUGAAAGCAUCGCAAUCGCUGCACGGGAGGCCGCAGAACGAGCGAAAAAUCUCGUCACAGAGGCAGUUCGUGUAUGGCAAAAUGCAACCGGGGAUACUGAUGCAGCUAUUCUGAAGUUGCGAGCGCUUGGCAAGGAAUUUGUGGUGGAAAGGACAAGGGCGAGGAGUUACAAUUUGGCGAAACUACAGGCUCCCGGAAAAAUUCAGAUCACUCAAGAGCAGCAGCAACCGUCAAACGCUUACGCCGGUGAUGUGACCGGUGCCGUUGCGAAUAUGUAA
Chondrus crispus (carragheen) is the source of this 480-nucleotide messenger RNA. RefSeq lists its product as hypothetical. NCBI's taxonomy places the organism in Eukaryota, Rhodophyta, Florideophyceae, Gigartinales, Gigartinaceae. The record is from RefSeq and is a predicted model, not a curated record. The transcript has a single exon. The coding region runs from base 1 to 480 and encodes 159 amino acids.